AUGACUGAACGUGCUAUCCUAGCUAGCAGAAAUGAAUAUGUUGAUCAGCUAAAUGAAAUGUUAAUUUCCAGAUUUCCUGGUGAAAGCAGAAUGUUUCUUAGUUUUGAUUCUGCAGAGGAUGAUACCAACAACUACUAUCAGGAAGAUUACUUAAAUACUCUAACACCAAACGGUCUACUUCGACACAAAUUGGUGUUUAAAAAAAAUGUGCCUAUCAUUUUACUGAGAAAUUUAGAUGCUUCCAAUGGCUUAUGCAAUGGCAUGAGAAUGAUAUGCGGAGGUUUUGACAAUAAUGUCAUAUGUGCAGAAAUAAUGAUGGGCCAAAAUGCUUUCAAGCAUGUCUUUAUUCCACGAAUUCAGCUAUCACCUCCCGAAAAUGAAGGUUAUCCAUUCAAAUUCAUUAGAAAACAAUUUCCAUUAUAUGUUGUACUUUCAAGGGGAAUAUCAAUGACAACAACAAAGGUUUUGGUCAUGACGGAACAGCUUAAGCGAAGAAAAGGGACAUACACUAAAAACAUCGUCUGUAAAGAGAUAUUAGGUUCAGAAGAUACACAGUGUUGA
This is a messenger RNA of Capsicum annuum, 561 nucleotides long. RefSeq lists its product as uncharacterized. Bases 1 to 561 code for a protein of 186 amino acids. Lineage: Eukaryota; Viridiplantae; Streptophyta; Magnoliopsida; Solanales; Solanaceae. The transcript has 4 exons. The record is from RefSeq and is a predicted model, not a curated record.